This is a messenger RNA of Paralichthys olivaceus (Japanese flounder), 966 nucleotides long. The record is from RefSeq and is a predicted model, not a curated record. NCBI's taxonomy places the organism in Eukaryota, Metazoa, Chordata, Actinopteri, Pleuronectiformes, Paralichthyidae.
AUGGGAACCUGCUGCUCGUUCAAAGACGAGGAUAGACAUCCCUGCCUGGGCAGAUUCCUCAGGAAAGCCCUUACUUUACUAUCAAAAGACGGCAGCAGGAAAAGGAGGAGGAGCAGUGAGCCAACUAAGACCUGUGAGCCUUCAGGAGACCUAGCAGGAGCUACCUUUGUGAGCAAAUACUGGGAGAUGGAUCAACUUGGUGAAGGAGGUUUYGGAACCGUAUUUGCUGGCUACCGGAGAGAAGAUUGCCUCCCAGUAGCCAUCAAGCAUAUAAAGGACAAAAAUCUCCUCCCACCAUUGAGUCCAUAUGGGAAGGAGCUCCCUGCAGAGGUGGCCAUUAUGCUGAAACUCACAGCUGAAAAAGAUGACUCUCCAGGGAUGUGUGCACCAAUAGAAUUGCUGGACUGGUAUGACCUGGGCCACGAAUUGAUACUGGUGCUGGAGAGACCUGUCUAUGCUGUGGACCUUCAUGAUCACRUAGCUCUAAACGGAGGGUCUCUACAGGAGUGGGAGGCSAAAAUCAUAAUGACACAGCUGGUGGACGCUGCUAUCGGGCUGGAGAAGAGACAAAUAUUUCACUCYGACAUGAAACUCCACAAUAUCUUGAUUGAUAUUGGCGCAAUUGUCCCAUGUGUUCGCCUCAUUGAUUUUGGGCUGAGUCRAAUUGUGACAAAAGACAAAGUCAUCACCAGAUUCCGUGGCACCCGAAAACACAUCCCUCCAGAGGAGUACUACRAGUKUGGMUACAUGGCUGGUCCAACCACCGUAUGGMMGCUUGGGAUUAUCCUAUUUGAAAUGCUUCACAAAAAGGUUUUCACUACUGGAAGUUUUCUCAAAAAGGAACUGAAAAUAUCCUCUCAACUGUCCAGAGAUAGUAACGAUUUCCUUCAACUGUGUUUGAAGUUAGACCAGACGCAGCGCGCCACCCUGACAGAGCUCCAGCAUCACCCAUGGUUGAAAAACUGA